AUGGAUACAAUAGAGUACCGGCCAACAUCCCCUAUCCGGAAGACACAUAGAAGAACGACAAGAGCAUGCGAUGAUUGUCGCCGACUCAAGGAGAAAUGUAUCGGCUCAAUGCCCUGCGACAGAUGCAAAUACUUUGGCAGGCCUUGUCAGUUCAGCGAUAGGUUCAGAAGAAGCCGAGUUUCUCGUACAGCAGCAAAGACAGUCAAGGCAUCUGCGGUGGAAGUAACGUCCGAAGAUGUCUCUGUGUACUUUGAGGCGGAACGUAUUCAGGCGCUAGAGCAUAUCGUGAAACAUUACACAGGGCUCGAAGAGUUCUGCAGGGAGAAGCUGGAGAACGUUAUCGCAGAUCUUUUACCUCUACGCAAUGAAGAGGAGGAUUUAGGAGAUGUGAUUGAGGUUGGGAACGACGAUGUAGCCAGAGCUGACUUGGUGCCAGCGAACGUAGAGUUCUCUCAUAAUGAGUUCUCUCGUCGUGUGCAAAAGAAGGUCAAAGACGAAUUGACCGACUUUGAGUUCGAGGACUCGGGAACAGACACAGCAGUCAGUAACAAAGCAAAUACUUCUCAGCUUCUAUCCAGAGACGCAGCAGUGCUCGAAGCUGUGUCUUUAUUUCCACCAGCUCCCUCUGCACUGACACUCUUGCGAGUAUUCUUUGAGAUCGCCCAAACAAACUAUUUCUAUACCGACGAGGAGACACUUCGACAACGCCUUGACCAGUUCUACUCUUGUCCUACUCGUGUGGGUAGUGAAGAUGCCCCUUGGGUCUCUGUCGCGUUGAUGGUCUUUGCGCUCGGGACACAAUUCUCGCAUCUUUGUCAGUCUUCGGUAAGGGGUUCAAAUCGAGAGCUCAUGAGAGAUGCCCACGAUAUCUGUCAGACCAUAGAUGAUACUAUUGCAUCGACAUUUUACCGCAAGGCGACGAACUUGAUCCCUGAUAUUCUGGGCAUGGGCUGCAUCGAAAGCGUGCAGGCCUUUCUCCUUUUUGGAAUGUAUGUCCUUCCUAUCGACCCAUCUGGCUUGUCUUGUACCUAUUUCGGAAUUGCUAUCAAGGUGGCAACGCAAUUCAAUCUUCAUCAGAAGUCUAUCCGAGAUCUAUCUCCUCGAGAGUUAGAGCUUCGGAAGAGAGUUUGGUGGACUGCUUACGCUCUCGAACGCCGAAUUUGCAUCUUACACGGACGACCUGUUUCUAUUUCGAGACUAGAUAUUGAUGCUAAUCUGCCCAUUGAUCUGGAAGAAAUGCAGCCAAAAGAGAGAAUCAACACUUUUCAAAACAACAUGGCCAUGCUCAGGCUGACUAUCUUCAUGGAGGAUGCUCGAGAUGGAAUUCUGGCUUUGAAGAGCAAAGAUAAAGUGCAGAAAGUUAAAGCAUUUCAAAACAUGGUCCAACUCAAGGAGAGGCUUCGCAAUUACUGGCACAGUCUUUCCGAAGACACCUUUUGUCGAGACCUGACGCCUGGCAAACCACUAUUCCGAUCCAACUUACACCUCUUCUUGACAUAUAAUCUGGUUCAUAUUCUGGUUGGUCGAUCUUUUAUCCUGGACGAGCUGAAUAUCAACACCAAGGAUACCCCGAGUGCAGAGUGGACGAAACUCAGAAGCGAACUAGUCAACGACUGUAUUAACAGCGCCGUCACCACUAUUCACCUCUGUCAAACUCUGCACGAUGAAAGUAGUCUUUCAAAAUCUUCUUACACGGAGUUCAGCUCCUGCUGCGCUGCUGUUCUCGCCCUGGUAGCAAAAUGUGUCUCUGACAAGAGCAGCAGUUGCAAGGAUGCCUGCAAGAAAGGGAUGGAAUUGCUGCGAGAAAUAUCAACCGGUGUCUUUUCGACAAGUGGUGAGAAACGCACAGUAGAAGGGCUAGAGAUUGCUUUCGGCAGGCUGAACAAUGCAAAGAGGCGAGACAGUACUGGGAAGCUCGACGAGGAUGGAUAUCUCCAGUUUCGAAACUGGGUUUCCAUGCAGCAGAUUGUUCCUGGAGAAUCGCUUCAGCUGCCUCGACAGGAGAACUCUAUGCUGGACGUUUUGGGGGGGGCUUCGCUCACGUAUCAGUGUUCUGGAAUGGCCGGAGGUUACAAGACUGGUUGCUCACUGCCUGCGCGUACGGAAGUGACUUCAUUGCCAGAUUUGGGAGAUUGGUUUGAUCAUGGGUUUGAGCAGCUGGUGGCUUAA
Messenger RNA from Fusarium tjaetaba, 2169 nucleotides. RefSeq names its product thiamine repressible regulatory thi1. The coding region runs from base 1 to 2169 and encodes 722 amino acids. The transcript has 6 exons. Lineage: Eukaryota; Fungi; Ascomycota; Sordariomycetes; Hypocreales; Nectriaceae. Gene Ontology annotation, molecular function: sequence-specific DNA binding; zinc ion binding; DNA-binding transcription factor activity, RNA polymerase II-specific. Gene Ontology annotation, biological process: DNA-templated transcription; positive regulation of transcription by RNA polymerase II. The record is from RefSeq and is a predicted model, not a curated record. Gene Ontology annotation, cellular component: nucleus.